Molecule: messenger RNA, 2236 nt
Organism: Lycium ferocissimum
Lineage: Eukaryota; Viridiplantae; Streptophyta; Magnoliopsida; Solanales; Solanaceae
Product: probable plastidic glucose transporter 2
Exons: 15
Coding region: 218-1813 (531 amino acids)
Biological process (GO): monosaccharide transmembrane transport
Cellular component (GO): membrane
Molecular function (GO): hexose transmembrane transporter activity
Source: RefSeq, a predicted model, not a curated record
CCCAGUUUGAAAAAGGUUAUCGAAAAUAUAUGUUUGGCCUUUAGGAAAGAUUUAGCCUAGAAAGAUGGUUUCAUUCCUGCUUGGUAAUCAGUGUUAAGGCGAUAGUAGUGCAAAUUCUCUUUUUGGGAUCAUUAAUCCCACUAACCAGUUUAAAAUAGUCUCCUAUUUCAGAAAAAGUGACUGACCUCAAGAAUACUUUUCUCCAUCCAAGCAUAGGAUGAAGGUUGGAGUCUUUCAGAUACCUCCUCAUUACAUCACAGACAGUGAACGAAAUAAGCACUUGCUCAGUUGUGGUAUGUGGGGACACUUGGGUGCUUCAUCCUCAAUAUAUAAGCGCAUGACAUCCAGGGAUUCCAUGAAUUCUGAUGUCGAAGCCGAUUCAGAUCUUCUUCAGAAUGGUGUAGAGCAAGAGAUGACAAAUCCUUCUUGGAAAUAUUCGUGUCCACAUGUACUUGUGGCAACAAUAGUUGCAUUUCUGUUUGGCUAUCAUCUUGGGGUGGUGAAUGAACCACUUGAAAGCAUUUCAGUUGAUCUUGGCUUCAGCGGGGAUACAUUGGCCGAAGGUCUGGUGGUGAGUACUCUUCUGGGUGCUGCCUUUGCUGGAUCCCUGAUUAGUGGUUGGAUUGCUGAUGGAGUUGGCCGUCGUCGAGCCUUUCAGUUGUGCUCAUUGCCUAUGCUUAUGGGUGCUUCAUUAUGUGCUACAGCCAAAACUCAAGCAAGCAUGCUUACAGGAAGAUUUUUAGUGGGAUUAGGAUUGGGCGUGGGUCCUCCUGUUGCUUCUCUUUACGUAGCAGAGGUUUCUCCUGCUCAUGUGAGGGGUACUUGUGGGAGUUUAAUUCAAAUAGCAACAUGUCUUGGGCUGAUGGCAGCUCUUGUUAUAGGGAUCCCCGUCAAGAAUAUAGUGGGUUGGUGGCGUGCAUGCUUUUGGGUGUCUACUAUUCCGGCUGCAAUACUUGCAAUUGCUAUGAUGUUUUGUGCUGAAUCUCCUCAUUGGCUAUACAAGCAAGGAAGACUUGCCGACGCUGAAGUCCAGUUUGAGAGGCUUCUAGGAAGCUCACACGUUAAGAGUGCAAUGGUGGAGCUUUCAAAGUCGGAUAGAGGGGAUGAGAGUGAAAGCGUUAAGAUCUCCGAAUUGCUCUAUGGUCGGCAUUCUAGAGUUGUUUUUAUUGGGGCAACCCUAUUUGCUUUACAACAGCUAUCAGGAAUAAAUGCUGUGUUUUAUUUCUCUUCAACUGUAUUUAGACAUGCGGGAGUAUCCUCGAACCUGGCAAAUGUUUUUGUUGGGAUUGCAAACUUGACAGGGUCAGUUGUGGCCUUGCUUCUGAUGGACAAAUUAGGAAGGAAAGUCCUCCUUCAUUGGAGUUUCUUUGGAAUGGUAACAUACCUUACUGAAGACUUUGAGAAGAGAGAUUUUAUCAAUUCUCAAGCUUUAGCCAUGGCCCUUCAAGUGUUUGCUUCAAGUGGAGUUGCAUCAAAUUAUGGAGCUUUUUACUUCUCUGUUGGUGGCAUGCUGCUGUUUGUCUUGACAUUUGCUGUUGGAGCUGGUCCAGUUCCUGGUCUCCUCCUCCCAGAAAUAUUUCCCAGUCGGAUUAGGGCUAAAGCUAUGGCAUUUUGUAUGUCAGUUCACUGGGUGGUUAACUUUUUUGUUGGACUGAUGUUCUUGCGUUUGCUCGACCAACUUGGGCCACAACUAUUAUACUCCAUAUUUGGCACCUUCUGUGUGAUGGCCGUGGUAUUUGUGAAGAGGAAUGUGAUGGAAACAAAGGGGAAGUCACUUCAAGAAAUUGAGAUCGCGCUUCUUCCACAAGAAUAAACUAUCGAGUUAAUCUAGAGGGUCAAGUUCCUAGAGGAAAAGAUAUAGAGUAAUCAUCCUCCUCAUGGAUUCAAGUCUUCAUGCAACUGUUUCUGGCAGUAGUAGCUUUACCCAGGAGGCGGGAUGGUCUGCAAAUAGAGUUAAAUAGGGUAUAGUUUGCGCUUUGUUCUCUUUGCAGCUCCUAAUAUUGUGCAGCAAAAAUUAUUACAGUAAGGACUCUCGCUGAUAUGGCGUCCCUGGCGCCUAUAUGAUAUAACAAUAAUGUUGUUACAGUAAGGAUUUGGUGUACCUACGAGAAAUGAGAAUUUACUUUUGUGUGUUUUUAAUUGCUGGAAUUUCAUAUGUGAGAUUUAGUGUUUGUUAAACCAAGAAGGCUAAAGGUUGUAUAUAUAUAAUCUUCAUCUUUUACUUGGCAAAUAUAAA